AUGCAAAAUAUUGGAUGGUUGGUGAUUUGCGUGGGUGGAAUAUAUGCCUCGUUCAUUAGCUGGGCCUUGCUGUUUGAAAGGAUCUCAACGCGAGGUUAUGGGCCAGACGAGUCCGAAUUCUUCAAGGCUCCGCUGUUGAUCAACGGGGUCCAGUCACUAUUCGCAUGUUUGGUCGGCUCGGUUUAUCUUAGUCUGAAAACGAAGAAAUUCCAGACGCCGCUGAGCUUUUUGGGCAACCCCGAGAUUCUCAAGAGUUUCGCCACAAUCGCUGUUACCCAGACCAUCUCGUCUCCCAUUGCCUAUUGCUCUCUUAGCCAUGUCAGCUAUCUGACCUACCUUCUGGCAAAAUCGUGCAAACUGAUUCCGGUAAUGCUCGUGCACAAACUCAUAUAUAGCAGGAGCUUUCCCCUUUUCAAAUACUUCGUUGCAUUUCUGGUUACUGUUGGGGUAUCAGUUUUCACUCUGGGUAAUGGCAAGGCCAAGCCAGGGUCCAACGACGGAAACACGCUUCUCGGGAUGGCAUUUUUGGUUAUUUCGCUAUUUAUGGAUGGUCUCACCAACUCGACCCAGGAUAACAUGUUCAAGAAGAAAUUGGGUGUUACCGGUGCACAUCUCAUGUCUGGUCUGAACUUUCUGGCUUGUGGUCUUUCUCUGGUUUAUGUGAUUCUGUUCACCACUGAGCUUCAGGAUUCUGCCAGGUUCAUCGUUAAUUAUCCCCAGGUACUCCAUGACAUAUUGGUGUUUGCUGUUCUAGGCUCAAUUGGCCAGAUCUUCAUCUUCAUCACUCUCGAGAAGUUCGACUCGAUUGUUCUCGUCACAGUUACCGUCACCCGCAAAAUGCUGUCAAUGCUGUUCAGUGUGUUUCUAUUUGGACAUGACCUCAGUUUGUUGCAAUGGGUGGGUGUGGCAUGUGUUUUUGGUGGGAUCUCUGCAGAGGCCAUUGUUGGACUCAAGUCGCAGCCAAAGACAAAGAAGCAGUGA
Messenger RNA from Kuraishia capsulata CBS 1993, 981 nucleotides. RefSeq lists its product as uncharacterized. The record is from RefSeq and is a predicted model, not a curated record. The transcript has a single exon. Gene Ontology annotation, cellular component: endoplasmic reticulum membrane; Golgi membrane. Bases 1 to 981 code for a protein of 326 amino acids. Lineage: Eukaryota; Fungi; Ascomycota; Pichiomycetes; Pichiales; Pichiaceae. Gene Ontology annotation, molecular function: UDP-glucose transmembrane transporter activity; UDP-galactose transmembrane transporter activity. Gene Ontology annotation, biological process: UDP-galactose transmembrane transport.